AUGGCAGGAAUUCCUAGAGUGAUUUUAUUGGUGGAUGGCUCACGGUCAGCAACAACAAGUCGUUUACUGAUGAAGUACUCAUCGAGGGUUUCUACUACUGUGAAGCUUCGACUGAUGUUGGAACAACAGCCAGAGCACAUUUAUGUUGAAAAGGGUGGCAAUGCAACUCUUUAUGGCAUUAGUGGUCAUGCUAACAGCAUACACACGUGGAUACGAAACAAAACAGAGCUUGAAGUGAACAACAACAACAAACUGUCAAUCAUUUCACCUGGAGUACUGCAGAUAUAUGAUGUUGCAGAGAGUGAUAGUGGCCACUAUGAUUGCAGGAUACGUUUGCCUAGGACAAUCAGUUUGUCAACGUUUUUGCAAGUUUAUGCUAUUCCUACUGUUGUAUUGAUGAUGAUCGAGAUUAGCAGUAAAGCAGAGACAACGAUAUGCAGGACUGUCGGAUCUUCGACAACUAAGUGCACUCUCCCACACUCUAACUCGGCUGUUUCUCUAAUAUUGCUGUGUACUACAACUGGACUGCCUCAUUCUGUAAUACAGUUGGUCCAAGAUUUCGAGUUGAUUUAUCGGGAUAAUUCAACAUACUCACUGCUUCGUGUAGUCAAGAAUCCUCUCUUGGGUAUAUAUCAAUGCAUAGCAACUAACGACUUUGGGAGUCGGCAAGCCUCAUUAUAUCUUGAAUUGAAAGAAACCUCAAUCACUGAAAAGCCCACACUCAUGACAUCAUUACUACCUACUACUGUUAUGACUGCACCCAUUUCGUCAGAUAUUAGCUCAUCUUCUCUCAUUCCUACAAAAAGUGAAAGCAUUGUACAGACAGAAUUGUCCGAUACAAUCAGAUUCAAGGUUGCAACUGCAGUAGUAUCAGCAGUGGUCUUUAUAUUGUUCCUCGUCAUAGUAGCUUUGCUCAUAUAUAUUCAGAGAAAGCAUCAAAAUCUGACUACCGCGUCACCCACCACGACGUCGUCGGUGUCAUCCACUUCUACUGCAACUGUUUCUCGUAAUGGUGAUGGGAUGUCGAGUGGGAUGCUCUACGUUUCGACCGAAUCUGUGCCUUCACGUUUAGCUACUUCAAGAUCAUCUGGCAGUAAUACUACACCGUCGGGUGAAUUAACAAAUGACAUAAAUAAUUCAGAUCUACGUGUCAACAACACAACAGAGAGAAACGUAUCGUCGGUAUUGCCUUCAUUGCUGCAGACCGAAUUGAUGACAAACGUAUUGACAUCGAGUGCCACCUCCAAUGUGACUGAUCAAGGUCGAGUUAUGAGUGACGGUCUAGCUGUAGAAAGUGUCGUUGGUUUGUCUGUGGGAGGAGGCAUUGUUGUCUUACUGUUGGCGAUCUUGGUUGUUGUGUUAUGUCACAAACAAAAACGUUCAUCCAAAUGUGAGGCAAGCAAUGUAUCAGUGGAAAGUAAUAUGACGGUAUAUGGCAAUGAACCUGGUAUCGUGAAUAGUCGUCUGCCAGUUGAAGAACAACGAGAAAGCAAUUUGUAUGAAACCGUCGAUAAGCCGGCUCUUCUGGUUUGCUCUGCUAAUUGGGAUUCAUCGACUAGACGAGACGACAGUGCAAGAGGUGAGACCGACGACGUGCAGGACGAUAUGAGGGAAGAAAUGCUAGCAAGUUAUGAGUCUGAGACAAAUCAAUAUGACGUGAUACAUCGGGAAACGGGCGAGUUACCUAUCUAUGACCGUUGUGAUCCACACGAUCAAUACGACGUUCUUCAACGAGACAUCGAUGGAGUGUAUUUAGAAAGCGGGAUAAAGACGGACGAUGAGUACGACGUGCUCAACAGGCAGACAGAUGAAUUACCGAUCACGACGAGCAGAAAGGGAUUCGAAAAUUAUGCCACGUUGAACGACACCCGUUGCCGAUCGAGCAGUGAAAAUGUUGGGUAUUAUGAAGUUGAAAGACAAAGAGAAGGAUCGGGUUCGUUACUUUCUGAUAGUAAAGAUGAAAACCCGUACGAGGUACCGUUCGAAUUGAAAGAGAGAAGUUUGGCUAGUGGGCGCCAUUUUCUAACUUUUGAGUCGGAGGGAAGAGAUAAAGACACUCUGUUUGCAAAGCAUCUUGCGCAUUGUCCUGACAACGCUGACAAUCCUCGAGAAAGUUUGUAUGCGACGGCAGAAAGUGGAGAACAUGCUGGAGUCUCUUUCCAAAUGUCAGAAGAAUACUCAUAUGUUAUACCAGACGUCAAACGAUCUUUACUCAUUUCGCAUGACGUGAUGGUAGUAGGAAAGACGGUCACAUCAAAGCCAGAACGUAACAAUAUGUCGUGUAAAACAACCAAUUAUAAGGAGAAAGACUCGCAAUGCCUACCAAAUGGUAUCAGCACGUCUACAAUAUCAGACGAACAACCACCAGCUCUACCUCCUUUGAACGACGAAUAUUGUUGUAUUCCUGUUAGCAUAAUGAAGCCAAGACCUACUUUUGCAAACAAACCAACAAAGCUAGACAACGAUCCUUCGCUUUACACUAAACGACAGACACACGAUGAGAGAGUCACAGCAGACAAACGUACUGCAGUACAACUUGGUUUUGCUUCAUCAGGAUGUCAGCAAGCCACAGAAGACGACUAUGAAAUUCCUACCAAACUACCAGUAGUAGAUCUAGAACCUGUUUUACAAGACAAGGCAAAGUCGAACGUUCUGCUAAUUUCUACAAUACCACAGAGUGUGACAGUCGUUGACAGCGAGCACGCUUUGUCACAAGAGAGAAAACGAGAUGAGUAUGCUAACGUGCAACAACCACAGGGUAGUCAGACGCAAGAGGAUGACUACGAGGUGCCCGUCAUAGCUCAGAAUCGCUUACAGAAUUUCGAAAAAAAUUACGACAAUAUAACGCAAGAUGCAGUUGAUUGUGUAGAAACGAGCACAACGGAAUAACAGAUUUGACUUCCGCGCUAUAGAGUAAAGAAAGAUAUACGACAUGAAGCUCAGAAGAGUUUUACCUAGAGGGGUUAGUUUAACCCUUAGACAUCACAUUACUGUGUCUUUGUU
Molecule: messenger RNA, 3003 nt
Organism: Corticium candelabrum
Lineage: Eukaryota; Metazoa; Porifera; Homoscleromorpha; Homosclerophorida; Plakinidae
Exons: 11
Coding region: 1-2889 (962 amino acids)
Source: RefSeq, a predicted model, not a curated record